Molecule: messenger RNA, 1857 nt
Organism: Dendroctonus ponderosae (mountain pine beetle)
Lineage: Eukaryota; Metazoa; Arthropoda; Insecta; Coleoptera; Curculionidae
Exons: 1
Coding region: 1-1857 (618 amino acids)
Cellular component (GO): membrane
Molecular function (GO): ligand-gated monoatomic ion channel activity
Source: RefSeq, a predicted model, not a curated record
AUGGACAGAGUUUCUCUUGCUGCCUGUAUUGUUAGGGGUGAAGAGUUGUUUUCUGUCGCGUUCAAACCCAUUCUAAUUUCCCUGCCAAUUUCCGAACAAGAUCCUGAAGAUAAAUCAUCUCUCACUUCCAGCUCUCUGCUCUUAGAUGGUCUUUCUACGAGCAUGAAAUGGACCGUAGUUGUCACCAAUAUCAACAAAGGAAAAAUUAUUAUUCCCAAGCACGGAAGAGCCAACACGAUUUUAAAUUACAUAAUAUUCUUCCGACACAGUAGAGAGCUCAUAGAGAUAUUAAGCGCGCUUGGGCGAAUGCAAGUGCUGAAUCCGCACGCAAGGUUCCUAAUAGUUUCUUCAACUAAGUUCAACUUGGUUAAGCCAGUGAUCAAAGAAAUCUUCCGCGCUUUGCAUACAUACCAUGUUUUAAACGCUGUGCUGCUGAUUGGGGAUCCCAGUUCGGAGUUUAGCUUCAAUGUUUUCAAGCUGAUGCCCUUCUGGAACAACACUUGCAAGCCCAACAUUGAUAAGGACGUGACUGAAAUCGACUCUUGCACAAAUGGAACGUUUCUUCUGGAAUCUGAGUGGUAUAACGAGGACAUCCCCAAGACCUUCCGGUCCUGCGAAUUAAAAGUGGCUUAUGCCGAAUGGCCUCCAUAUGCAGUAGACAUGCACAAUAUUUCCACUCUAGCUCCCAGUGAGUUUCUGGAACAUGGUAUUGAUGUCGGGAUGGUAGCCAACAUUUUCGCCUACAUGAACGUGUCUUUGGUGUUCAUAAAGUCUGAAGGAAUUGGGGAAAUUUAUCCAAAUAGAACAGCCACUGGCCCCUUUCGCACUUUGUAUGAUCAGCAUGCUGAUAUUGCUGUAGGAGGAAUAUCACAGACUCUGCUCCGGAUGGUUGUUUUUGACUGCAGUUUCACUUACAGGGUUGAGGAAUUGGUAUGGGUAGUGCCGCACGACCAUUUGAUUCUGACAGAGUUAGUCGGGCUUGCCGGCAUUAUAAAAUUCAAUGUCUGGAUUGGAAUAGCUGCACUAUGCGUCACCACAACAGCCAUUAUACUGCUGUUUGCCAAAAGAAGUGAAGUUGAACACAAAAUGUUUAAAAACCCAGGAAACACUGUUCAGUCAAUGCUUUUGGCUACAGUCAACCUGCCUUCUGGUAUGCUACCAAAAAUUCACGAGACCCGCUUAAUCUUCUCAAUGGUUCUACUAUUUGCUCUCAUCUUCAACGCAGCUUACACGACCUAUUUAACCAGCGUCCUAACAAAAGCUGACUUGUACAGGGAAAAAUACGCCAAUGUAACAGACAUACAAGACAACAACCUGAAAGUCUACAUCAGCCCGAAUGCCGACAGGUUUUUCCAGAAAAACGACACUUUGGACUACAAACUUGUGCAAACUGCAACCACCUGCCCAAUCACUAGCUACAGCCGCUGUCUUGGCGAUGUGGCCAUUCACAAAAACGCCACAAUUCUAGCACUAAAAGGGUUUGUGGAAUACAUAAAGAACAGCUAUAUUUCAACCUCCAAUUCGUAUCUUUUGCACCUGCUGAAACCAGUCGUUUCCUAUCAGCUAAACAUUGUGAUGGUGAAGGGAUUUUGGGGGUACGAAAGAGUGAACACUUUACUGAACAAUGCGGUGGCUUCGGGGCUGGCAGCGAAAUGGAUGACAGUGCCAAGAAAUAACAAUAAUUUUAUCAGCAAAGUGGUAGUGGAAUCGGAAUUGAGCAAAGGCAGCAGCACGCUGAAUUUCAAAACGCUGCAGACUGUUUUUUAUCUGCUACUAGCAGGGGAUUUGAUUGCCAUUGUUGUUUUUUUCUUGGAAUUAGUCGCUUUUAGGCAUUUUAAUCAAGUGCAGAAAGCUUAA